AUGGCGAUGAGAUGGUUUGAUGGCCUCAAGCCAAACUCCAUAAACUCUUUUAAGCAACUGACACAAGCUUUCGGUUCUCGCUUCAUAACUAGCAGCAGAGUCCCUCGGCCCCUAGAAAGGGAGACCCCGAAGGCCUACUCAGACAGAUAUUGGGAAAUGUAUAAUGAGAUAAAGGGAAGUUACGAUGACGUCGCCAUUAGCACAUUUAAGAGGGGCCUGCCGAUAGAGUAUGGUUUGAGAAAGUCCUUAACUUGGAAACCGGUCAAUAACGUGCGCCAGCUCAUGGACAGAAUCGACAAGUACAAAAGAGUCGAAGAAGACCAACAGACGAGGAAGGGCAAAGCAAAGGUUGUCCCUCAAGAGAGGAGGGACUUCAGGUCGGACCGGUUUAACAAUAGUAAUCGGCCGAGAAGGGAUUACUCGGAGCAGUCUGGAUCCACAAGGGCACAGGCAGUCCACGCUGUGUUCCGAGAACCAUUACACAAGAUCCUAGAGAAAGUGAAGAACGAACCAUACUUUCAAUGGCCGAGCAGGAUGGCAGGCGAUCCCGCGAAACGUAACCAGAAUCUGUAUUGCGCGUAUCACCAAGAGACGGGCCACGCCACCGAUGAUUGCAGAAAUCUGAGAAACCACUUGGAUCGGCUAGUCCGAGAGGGGAAGUUGCGACACUUGCUGCAUCACCCUGUCGGAUGGCAACAGCAGUCGAACAUCGAAACAAGGCAAAGCACAUUGAGACCACCCAUCGGCACGAUAAAUGUUAUUCUCGCCGCACCAGGACGGACCGGCUCCCAUCCUUUUAGAGUAAUGUCGGUAGGCAGGCUCCCCUCUGAAGCUGACGACAGGGAGUCCAAGAGGGCUAGGGGGAUGGCCACGCCCCUAAUCGGAUUCUCGGAUGAGGACAAACUGGGAACCCUCCAACCCCACGAUGAUGCCCUAGUCGUCACGCUCAGGAUCGGUGGAUACGACGUGAAGAGGGUGCUAGUCGAUCAGGGCAGCGUCGUGGAAGUGAUGUAUCCCGACUUGUACAAGGGGUUGAAGCUGAAACCGGAGGACCUAACAGCAUACGAUUCCCCUUUAAUGAGUUUCGAGGGAAAAACCGUCACUCCGAAAGCCCUGGCCUCGGGUAGUGGGGGACCUGCCAAGGAAGCGAGUUGUGAGGAUUUGGAGAAAGUUCUUGUUGGCUCCGAACCGGAAAGAUUUUUUCAGGUCAGCUCAGAACUACCGCCCCAAGAGAAGGAAACACUAAUUGACUUCCUCAGACAGAAUGUGGACGUAUUUGCAUGGGACGCCUACGAGGCUCCGGGGGUCGAUCUAGAUUUCAUUUGCCACCACCUUAAUGUUAGCCCGGCCGUAACACCUAAGAAGCAGCCUCCUCGGCCACCGUCGAAAGAGCAUGCAGAGGCUGUGAAAUAG
Messenger RNA from Quercus robur (English oak), 1413 nucleotides. RefSeq lists its product as uncharacterized. The record is from RefSeq and is a predicted model, not a curated record. Bases 1 to 1413 code for a protein of 470 amino acids. The transcript is spliced from 2 exons. NCBI's taxonomy places the organism in Eukaryota, Viridiplantae, Streptophyta, Magnoliopsida, Fagales, Fagaceae.